CAUAGAAAGGGAUUGUAGGAGAAUGAAGGAUCUCAAAAGAAGAAACCUAAGCUACUGUGGCAUGGAGCUCCACCGACUGGUUGCCCAUGCAGAAAAGGACAUAAGGCUUUCCCCUGAUGCUGCAACAAAAAGCUACAACCGAGACUUGUGGAAUGUUUGAACCGAAGGGACUGUAUUAACUCUUGCCUGCUCCUUGGUUUGUUGCCUUCUUCUUAAGCCACGAUGUCUUCCCAGUAUCCUCCUAAUCUCCGGAUUCGUCUCCCUGUGCUCAUUCUUCUUUUGGAAGCUGCUUUAAUCCUUGUAUUUGGCUUCUUUGUUUCUUACGAGCAGAGUCAAAACCUUACAAGAGACUAUCCAGUAUUUCAAGAUGUCAGCCUCAUGGUGAUUUUUGGCUUCGCCUAUUUUCUGGCCUUCCUGCAGAGAUAUGGCUUCAGCAGCAUUGGAUUCAGCCUCCUUCUUGCUGCCCUCGGAGUUCAGUGGGCCGUGAUCGUGGAUGGAUUCCUCUUCCACUUCUCAGCUGGGAAAAUAAGGAUAAAUCUGCAAAGCAUUUUAACUGCUAUUAUGAGCAUCACCGCAGUGUUGAUUUCAACUGGAGCAAUACUUGGCAAAGCCAAUCUCAUGCAGUUGGUCUGGAUGGAUGUGGUGGAAGUGACCGUCUUCACCGUCAAUAGAUGGGUGGCUGUGACUAUUCUGCAGAUCCAGAGCCACGUCAGCAUGAUGCACGCCCACUUAUUUGGGGCCUAUUUUGGCUUCAUGGUCUCCUGGACGCUCUACCGCUCCUCACUGAGUCGGAAAGCUGAGAAGGAAAGAUCCAGGCCCAUCUCGGACAUGUUUGCAGUGCUGGGUACUCUCUUUCUCUGGAUCUUGUGGCCCAGCUUCAAUUCUGCCCUAAUUGAGGAAGAAAACAAAAAAUGGACUGCCAUCUACAACACCUACUUUGUGAUGGCCACAAGUACCAUUGCCGCUUUUUCGCUCUCAGUGGCAACCAGCAGGAAUGGAAAACUCAGCAUGGCUCACAUCCAGAAUGCUACACUGGCAGGUGGGAUUGCUCUUGGUUUCUCCGCUUCCGACAUCCAACAGCCUUGGAUUGCAAUGGUUUUGGGUCUGGCAGCAGGCACAGUUUCCGUCCUUGGCACAGCCUGUUUACAGGAACGUUUGGAUCCAGCACUCAAAAUCCAUGAUACUUGUGGAGUUCAUUACACUUUUGGCCUGCCCAGUUUGCUUGGAGGGAUAAUCCACGUUGUUCUCAUCCUAACAAGCCACCGCGAGAACCUCUCAGUAUUUGGUUAUUCAGCCUUAAUUGAAGUUGGUGCACUCAGCUUGAGCCUAUGCCUCAGUCUGUUCGGUGGUCUGAUUACAGGUCUCAUUUUAACUUGCAAAUUAUGGAAAGCACCUCCUGUAACAAAAUACUUUGAUGAUCAAGCUUAUUGGGAGGUAGGAUUAUAUUUUACAGUGUUAUUAUACUGAACGCUACUAUAUUAAAAAGUGUAGAACCCAAAUCUUUCUCAUUGAUGAAUACAUGUAAUAUGAACAUGUUACAACCACUCUACAUAUUUCUCACUGUUUUGGAUGUUCUAGAAUCGGAUUCCAUUUGAAUGUAAUUUACUCAAUUUGGUGUUAAUGUUUUGUAGAAACCUAGUAAUUUUGGUUUGUAAGCUACAGCUUAUGUCUAACCAGGUUAAUUAGCCACCUAGGGGGAUUCAGUAGGUUUGGUUAAGCAAACAAGAUUUGUAUAUAUCUUACACUUUGGCAGAACCAACUUUCCACCAUAUGUAAACUCACCCUAAUUUGUAUUUGCAUUUAAGAGUGCAUUACUGAGAUAGAAAACAGUAUUUUAAAAAAAAUAUCUUAUUUUUCUUAUAUCUAGUUCCCCCAUUUAGCUGUUGGAUUCUGAACACAAUCUUCAGGAGGGCAGCAAGCUACAUAGCUAAGAGACUUUCUCUCUGAUCCCACAAAAAUGCAUGAAAAGAGACUUAUUUGCUUUAUUAAAAUUGCCAGAAUAUUUGGUAAGCAUUUCGUAUAAAAUACUUGCUUGUAAGGCUAAAAUUAAUGUCAGUGCUUCUUUUAAAAAAAAUGGUGCUUUUUACAUUCUAGGCUUCUAAAAUGCAUAAAUAAUGUUGAGUGGAAGGUGAAGAUUAAAUAUUAUAUGUGAAACUGAA
Messenger RNA from Crotalus tigris (Tiger rattlesnake), 2159 nucleotides. RefSeq names its product RH-like protein. Gene Ontology annotation, biological process: ammonium homeostasis; ammonium transmembrane transport. Gene Ontology annotation, cellular component: plasma membrane. The record is from RefSeq and is a predicted model, not a curated record. Gene Ontology annotation, molecular function: ammonium channel activity. NCBI's taxonomy places the organism in Eukaryota, Metazoa, Chordata, Lepidosauria, Squamata, Viperidae. The transcript is spliced from 10 exons. The coding region runs from base 223 to 1467 and encodes 414 amino acids.